AUCCGAGCCGCGAGUCGUCCUCCCACGCACCUCCAGCCCACUCCCCUCCUUAUUUGAAGGCGCUCCUCGGCUCCGGAUCUCAGUCAGCGCAGCUCUCUUCUGCCGCUGCGGAGGGACGAGAGCUGAUGGUACAACUGGGUCGCAUUUUCCCCGGUUGAACAUUUACUUCUACAAGAUGAAACCUGUGCUCAUCGUUGUUUUGGCUCUCCUUGCAGAAAGUGUAGCGCUUCCUGUGGGCAAAGAGGGACAGAGAGAUGAUGAGGUAGCACGAUGUCUGGUUGAAGUCCUGUCCAAAGCGCUCUCCAAGCAGGAUGCCCAUUUGGAUCAGGGAUGCAAAGAAAUUCUCCAAGCAGGGGUCAAAUAUGCCCCGACAAACAGAAAGACUGCUGAGGGGAUUGCGUAUCAGGAUGCUGUCUCUCACAACGGGGAACCUACAGCAAAGACAGCAGAUGUCAAAGACAUCGAGGCGCUCCUGAAAUCUGUGGAGGAAAAGAAGGAAACCCCUGAAGAUAAGCCGAACCAAGAAUCCUGGAGUCUGACAGAGAAGAGGGAGGGGAAUGAGGAUGAGGAGAUAAGGGAGAAAAGGAGCAGAUGGAGGCCUGGAAGAUUCCACCAGAGGAGGAGCAAACGAGGAGAGGAAGAUUACGAUCGGAGUCAGGAGAGUUGGGGAGGGCUGGAAAGGAGGUCUGAGGAUGGAGAAGAGGACGAAGAUAGUGAAGAACGAGAGAAGAGGAAUUGGAGGCCUGGAAGGCACCACCAAAGAAGACACAAGCGGGAUGAGGAAGAUGGGGGAGAGCCAGAGGAGGAACGCAGUCAAGAGGACUGGGACGUAGAGAAAAGGCAGGAUGCGAGAGACAAGCGGAUAUGGAAACCCACACAUCGCUAUCAUCACAAGAUAAAGCUCCACAGACGCAGCGAUGAACCAUCAGAGGGUGAAGAAUAUGAAGACCGCAGUCAGGAAUCAUGGGAUGUUGACAAGAGGGGCUGGAGGCCUGGCAGAUUCCACCAAAGGAGGCAAAAGCGGGAUGAGGAGCUUUCGGAAGAAGCUAAGGAAGAACCUGAUGAGGAACGCAGCCAGGAAUACUGGGAUGUCGAUACUGGAAGAGAAAAGCGGGAGUGGAGGGCUGGCAGACAUCACCAAAGGAGGCACAAGCGGGAUGAGGAGCUUUCAGAAGAAGCAAAGGAAGAACCCGAGGAGGAACGAAGCCAGGAAUACUGGGAUGUUGAUACUGGAAAAGAAAAGAGGGAGUGGAGGGCCGGCAGACAUCACCAAAGGAGACACAAGCGGGAUGAGGAACUUUCAGAAGAACCUGAGGAAGAACGCAGCCAAGAAUACUGGGACUUUGAUACCGGUAGAGAGAAGAGGACAUGGAGGCCUGGCAGGUAUUCACAAAGGAGGCACAAACGUGGUGAGGAGCUUCCAGAGGAAGCCAGGGAAGAGCCCAAUGAAGAACGCAGCCAGGAAUACUGGGAUUUUGACAAAAGAGACGAGAACGAAGAUGAAGAGAGAGAGGAAAAGGACAGAGAUGAAGCCCUGAGGUAUCUGGCCGAGAAGCGCAAUCCCUGGAUUUACAGAGGCUAUUACCACCCUGCCUGGUUUAAGAGAGACUCAGAUGAACAUGCAACUAAGAUGGAUGAACUGACCAAACUACUGAGCUACAAGUUAAACCAGCUGGCUAACCACUCCGAUAAAGAGGAGGUGAAAAGGAGUCCACAGCAGAGACAACUCACUCCACAGGAGGAGAAAGAGCUGGAAAAUCUGGCCGCAAUGGACAUGGAGCUGCAGAAAAUCGCAGUCAAGCUGCAUGACAAGACCGCAUAAUCCUGGAGCUUUUUACUACCAUCUGUGAAUAAUGCCAAGUUUGUCUAUUUAAUGUGAUUCAUGUUAAAAAUGGAACAAAAAUAAUGCAAGUAGGCUUGCAACGUGUUAACUGCUUCGCUCACUGUUUAUGUGAUGUAAUGUAUAACUGAACAGCAUGGGAACGGCUUGGAUGUUUAUAUGCGUUGUGUGAAAAUGAGAAAAUACCAUGAGACAAAAUAUUGUCAUGUAUUUCAGCGCUCAUUCUGUUUGCACUCAAUAAAAAAAGGAGUUAUCCUGGGA
Molecule: messenger RNA, 2101 nt
Organism: Fundulus heteroclitus (mummichog)
Lineage: Eukaryota; Metazoa; Chordata; Actinopteri; Cyprinodontiformes; Fundulidae
Product: trichohyalin
Exons: 7
Coding region: 176-1822 (548 amino acids)
Cellular component (GO): secretory granule
Source: RefSeq, a predicted model, not a curated record